Messenger RNA from Poecile atricapillus (Black-capped chickadee), 4094 nucleotides. RefSeq lists its product as uncharacterized. The transcript is spliced from 2 exons. NCBI's taxonomy places the organism in Eukaryota, Metazoa, Chordata, Aves, Passeriformes, Paridae. The coding region runs from base 3020 to 3937 and encodes 305 amino acids. The record is from RefSeq and is a predicted model, not a curated record.
AGCGCGGCUGAUCCCGGGAUGGAGGAUGAGGGAUGAGGGAGCAGAGCUGUGCCCGCCUGUGGCUGAGGGCAGGGGGCAGGGGGAUGUUCCUCUGGGAUAAUCCCACCCUGUGCCACCCUCAGAGGGGACCCGGCCGCGGGGACAGCCCCGCAGAAGGGGCUGAACCCCGGCCUGGCCGCCCCCCAUCGCCCCCUCCUCUCCUGCUCCAUCUCCCGAGCAGCUUCCAGCUCCUCAUCUCCCUCUUUUCCACCCGGCAGGGACGAGCCCCGGCCACCGCAGAGCUCUGCCCGCUGUGACACCCCCUCGCAGCCCCCCAGAGCCUCCUCCCGGAGCUGGAGGUGCUGGCAGCAGCUCAGCCGGCAGCGGGGGUUGUUUUCCCCCCGCCGGCAGCCGGGAGAUUUCCGAGCAUCCGCAUCCAGGGAAGGAUCCGCUUUGAUCAGCGCUAAUUAUUGCUCACGGGCUGACAGCCCCCGCCCCGGCUCUGCGGCACCCGGGCCGCCCCCAGCCCGGCUGCGGAGCCCACGGAGCCCCGCUCCAGCCUCUCCCAGCUCCCACCUUCCCAGGGAAUAAUCCCACAAAUCCCAGAGCCCACCCCCGGCCCGGCUGUGGAGCCCAAGGACCCCCAGGAGCCCAUCCCAGCUCCCACCUUCCCAGGGAAUAAUCCCACAAAUCCCAGAGUUCACCCCCGGCCCGGCUGCUCCCGGCUCCGUGGGGCUUUGGGAAUGAAGGGAUGAUCCCACAUAUCCCAGUUCCCACUCCCGGCCUGUCUGCAGAGCCCACGGACCCCCAAGAGCCCAUCCCAGCUCCCACCUUCCCAGGGAAUGAUCCCACAAAUCCCACUCCACCGGGUCCAGGGAAUGAUCCCACAAAUCCCAGCUCCCACUCUCCAGGGGGGAAAGGGGAGCAGGGCCGCACCCCAGAGCCCGGGAUGUGGCACAGAGGGACCCCCAAACCCCAGCGGACGCAUCCACCCCUUCCCAGACGCUCUUUUCAUCCCCAAAAUCGCUGCCAGGACCCCCCAGUCCCCCCCAAAUCCUCAGUUCAGCUGCACAGCAGCAGCAGCAGCGCCGCCCACGCCCGGCUCCUUCCUCCUCCUGUUUAUCUCCAAGGAGUUUUAUUUUUUUUUUACAUUUAUUUUCUUUUCUUCUUCAAACAUCCCCCAAAUCCUCUGCCUUUCUCCCUGAGGACUGCUCGGGAGAAGCUGGAGCAGGGCGGGGAGGGCAGAGGUGGCCGCGGUGCCCCGGAGAGGCUCCGGGAUUGGGAAUUUUUGGGGUGCCAGGUGGCAGGAGCAGGCAGGAAUGCUGAUGGCUUUCCCAGGCAGCUGAUGUUUCUCUUUUCCCUUUAUUUUUCUGGGUUUUUUUUUGUUUCUUUUUUGUUCAUAUUUUAGAUGCUUUGCAGAGACAAACAGCCCAUUUGGGAGGGCAGCUCCGGGCCAUGAACUUCCCGGAGCCGGGGGAAUGCAGGAUCCAGGAAGGGCAGCUGAUAAUUAAUUAACCUCUAUACGGAAUUAAUUUAUCCUACAUGGAUUUACGUUUGUCCUAUAUGGAUUUACAUUUGUCCUACAGGGAUUUUAUUUGUCUUAUAUGGAUUUAUUUCUCCUAGAUGGAUUUAUUUGUCCUAGAUGGAUUUAUUUGUCCUAGAGGGAUUUUAUUUGUCUUAUAUGGAUUUAUUUUUCCUACAUGGAUUAAUUUGUCCUAAGAGGGAUUUUAUUUGUCCUAUAGGAAUUAAUAUUUAUCCUAUAGGGAUUUUAUUUGUCCUAUAGGGAUUUACCUAUGUCCUAUAGGGUUUUUAUUCAUCCUAUAGGUAUUUAUUUGUCCUGUAGAAAUUUCUAUUUGUCCUAUAGGGAUUUUAUUAGUUUUAUAUGGAUUAAUUUUUCCUAGAUGGAUUUAUUUCUCCUAGAGGGAUUUUAUUUGUCUUAGAGGGAUUUUAUUUCUCUUAUAGGGAUUUUAUUUGUCCUGUAAGUAUUUGUUUGUCCCACAGGGAUUUCUAUUUGUCCUAUAGGGAUUUAAUUUGUCCUAUAGGGAUUUUAUUUGUCCUAUAAAGAUUAAAUUUGUCCUAUAGGGAUUUAAUUUGCCCUGGAUGGAUUUAUUUGUCCCACAGGGAUUUAUUUCUCCUAUAGGGAUUUUCCUUCCUGUGCUCCCACGAGGGACAGGGAGGUGCUGCCACGUCCCAGCCAGGGAUGGAGCUCAAGGUUGGGACAUCCAUCCCAGGGAUGGGAUGGGAUCAGCACCCCAAUCCUGCUGGGAUGAGAUCAGCAUCCAGAUCCUGAUGGGAUGGGAUCAGCACCCCAGUCCUGCCGGGAUGGGAUGGGAUCAGCAUCCCAACCCUGCUGGGGUUGUCCCUGGCACUCCUGGAGAAGCUCCACAGCCCUGGACACAUCCACAUCCCAACCCCGGGCACCGGGAAGGGAUUUGUGAUCCCAGAUGGGACUCGGUGCAGCUCCCUCCCGUCCUCCCGGCGGGAUUUGCCCCUGGAUAAUUCCCGGCAGGCUCCUUUGGAAAGCCCAGAGCUCCCAGAUGUGUUUGGCUGCGUCUCCAUGGAUGUGUCGGAGCAGUCCAGGGACAGGAGGGAACUUCAGGACGAGGAAACGCUUCAGAGUUUCCAGCUCUGCUCCAAAUUAAUCCCUUAACCUUUUCCAAGCCCUUUUUUCCAGUGGCUGCGAGGAGCUCUGACCGUCCUUGUGCCGAGCCAGCCUCUCCCGGCACAGCCUGGGAGCGGGGAUUUAGGGAAUCCAGAGCCUGGGAUUUGCAGGGAAGGGGAUGGAGCCCACACACAGAGGCCAGAGGGGAUCCAGAGGCGCUUCCGUGGGGCUGGGAAUUUGGGAUGAGGACAAAGAUUCCAUGGGGCUGGGAAUUUGUGAUGGGGCCAAGAAUUCCAUGGGGCUGGGAGUUUGGGAUGGGGCAAGGAUUCCAUGGGGCUGUGAGUUUGGGAUGGGCUGCAAGAAUUCCAUGGGGCUGGGAGUUUGGGAUGGGGCCAAGAAUUCCAUGGGGCUGGGAAUUUGGGAUGGGGCAAGGAUUCCAUGGGGCUGGGAGUUUGGGAUGAGGACAAGAAUUCCAUGGGGCUGGGAGUUUGGGGUAGGUUUCAAGGAUUCCAUGAGGCUGGGAGAUGUCAGGACCGAGCCCACCCCACAAUAACCCGCAGACCCAGAGACACCAGGCAGGAAUCACGUGAGAUUCCAAGCCUGGAAUCACGGCAGGAUGGGGGAAACGCUGGCCCAGCCUUUCCCAGCCUUUCCCAGCAUUUCCCAGCAUUUCCUGGCCUUUCCCAGCAUUUCCCAGCAUUUCCCGGCCUUUCCCAGCCUUUCCCAGCCUUUCCCAGCCUUUCCCAGCAUUUCCCGGCCUUUCCCAGCCUUUCCCAGCCUUUCCCAGCCUUUUCCAGCAUUUCCCAGCCUUUCCCAGCCUUUCCCAGCAUUUCCCAGCAUUUCCCAGCAUUUCCCAGCCUUUCCCAGCCUUUCCCAGCCUUUCCCAGCCUUUCCCAGCCUUUCCCAGCCUUUCCCAGCCUUUCCCAGCAUUUCCCAGCCUUUCCCAGCAUUUCCCAGGAAGGGACAGUGCGGGAUUUGCUGUCCCCCCUCAGCACGGUCAGCUCGCCCCAUGCCAGGGAAGCUGUGGAGCAGCUCCCAUGGAAAUCUGGUGAUUCCAGGAGCUCCGGGAGCAGCCGGCGCUGCCAGGCGGGACCGGAGCAGCCUCGCUCAGAGUUUCCAGCAGCUUCGGCUGUUGCUCCGUCUCCGGGUGACCGAGUCCCUCCAGAUUCCCUCAAAUCUCCAUCCAAGAAUGUUGUUUGGGCUGAAGAAUGCGUGGCUUGGGAAGGAGAAAAGGGAAAAGGGAGGCUCGGGGUGAGCGGGGAGGUCGAGGCAGGGUUGGCUCGGCUCUGCCCCGCUGACCUUCCCGCCCCUGCCAGAUGUGGGGCCGGGUCCUUCCACCCCAAAGGGAUCCCGUGAUCCCUGAAUCCCUCGGGAUUCCCUUUCCCUGCCCUUCUGCCCGCUCCUGUGGCGGCCCUGGGGGCGCAGAGCCCUCGGAGCAGGAGCGGCAGCGCCCGGGGGGAUGAGAAUCCACAGGGAUUCCCCAAACAGAGAAUUCCAAGGGGACCUGCAGAGA